CUACAACCUAGCGGCAACCUGGCUUGCUGUUAUUAUUUUUUUAUAUUCUCGAUCGCAAUCCAGAUAUACGGCAGCAUCAAAAUGUUUAUGACAUAAUAUAUUUUGUGAGCUAGGUGCUUAAAAAUAGAUUUUAUGCCAGUGAGUUAUAGGGCGUGUGGGUUUCGUGGGAAUAUCAUACGCCUGAGGUUCUGUCUAGUUUUCUUGGAAGGCUGGCAGAGUGAAUUGAGUAAUCAUAUCAAAUUAUGCAAUUAUAUACGGGGUGUUUCAAAUUCGAUUCCCGUCAGUGGUAUUUGCGGAAAUGGAAACUUUUCAUGGAAGCAGGGAAGCCCAAGACGGCGAAUUUACGAAAAACUGAGAGAAAUUGAUCUGAAUUCCGACACUGGAAGAAAGUCGCGUCUGGUAGAGCAGAAUGGGUCACUCCACAAAAUUCGAUAGUAUAGUUUAAUUAAGUAUUGAGCUGUAAUUUAUGGUAACUAGUUGGUGUUCAAAUAAAUUACUUUAUAAAAAAAAA
Molecule: messenger RNA, 511 nt
Organism: Acanthoscelides obtectus
Lineage: Eukaryota; Metazoa; Arthropoda; Insecta; Coleoptera; Chrysomelidae
Source: the annotation of a GenBank genome assembly